Saxophila tyrrhenica is the source of this 1464-nucleotide messenger RNA. RefSeq lists its product as uncharacterized. The transcript has a single exon. Bases 1 to 1464 code for a protein of 487 amino acids. Lineage: Eukaryota; Fungi; Ascomycota; Dothideomycetes; Mycosphaerellales; Extremaceae. The record is from RefSeq and is a predicted model, not a curated record.
AUGUUGGUGCCGAGGUCUUUUCGCUAUAACGCUGCGCCGUCGAUGCGGGUGUAUGAUGAGAAAGAACAAGAGUCAAGACGGAGAAAGAGAGAGCCGAAGAUCGUGAGGGCGGAGAACAAGACGAGACCGCAGUCGCCGGUGCGCGCGAGGACGGAGCCGACGAGGGCGCCUACGCCGCCGGUGGAUGUACCUACGACGCCUGAGAGGACGCCGGUGAUGCCACCGAAGAAGAACGAGAGGGUGGAGAGUAGGGCGAGGAGUAGUGGUGGGAGGAAGAGCUCGAAGCAUGACCCGAAUGCGCUGCCUCCGGCGGUAGCUGCGCUGCUGGCAGUCACGCAGAUACCUCGACCGAAGCCGAAUCAGUUCCGCCGGCGCUCAACCACUGCAGAUCGAAGGAUCUCGAUAGACGAGCUGGUGAAUGAGUGGAAGAGCGAGGAGUCGCUCAAGUCGAGCUAUGGCAGCAGUCCGACUCUGAGUAUGCUCCUCGAGGAGGACGAUGAUGAAGAGCACCAGCCUACGCCGCAGAACGGAACACCUGAAGAGGGCAACCUGCACACGCGGUCAACAUCUCUCGACUCCGUUCCCUCUCUCUCAGACGACAACCGCUCCACGCUCUCUGGCGGCAGCCUACCCACCCCCGGCUCCCUACGAAGCCGAAAAUCCUACUCCAACUUCAAGAAAGAGAAACAGCGCUCCCUCCCAGCGUCCGUAGACUGCGCCACCUCGCACCCCCUCGCCUCUCUCCCUUCCUCGGACGACGACGACGAAGGACCCCCCGACUUCCUCCUCACCCCCACCACCCCGACAACCCCCAAGCCCAAAUCCUCCUUCAAAUCCAACCUCACCACCUCCUUCGCCGCCCUGCGCAACGCCCUCGCCACCUUCAGCGUCUCCUCCGUCUCCCCCUCCCAACGCAACCCGAACUCUCCAAUGUCCGACGACAUGCUCUGGUCCCACCCCUUCCUCUUCCCGCGCUUCAGCCCGGAAGUCCGGCCCGCGAUCGAGGGGACCCCGACGCAGGCGCAGCGCCGCUACCUCAACCCCCUGCCCCUGACGUUCGAGGAGCAGGAGGCGCCGUAUCAGAUGGCUUUGCACGCUCCCUACCUCGCGGAGCAGUCCGUCGAGGGCAAGGCCGCACCGACGAUUCAGAUGCAGACGUACUCCCGCGGUCGCCGGAAGGCGAGCUCGAGCUCAAAGAACCGUUCUUCUUCCUCAAACCCAGACCCUCAAUCCGAAGCCGGUCGAGCGCUCACCGGCAGCGCGGGGGUGAGGCAGCGAGAACCGAGGGAGAAUUCCGAUUUUUUGAGGGUGGUGGUGUUGGAGAUGAAUAUGCGGAGGGAGGGGAAGUUGGAGUAUGGACGGGCGAAGAUUUGGCUGCCGCCGAUGGUUGUAAGGGAGAGUGGUGGGGGGAGGGAGGGGAGGGUGCCGAGGAGAUGGGUGGGGGUUAGUGUUGGGGAGUGUUGA